Molecule: messenger RNA, 1359 nt
Organism: Prorocentrum cordatum
Lineage: Eukaryota; Dinophyceae; Prorocentrales; Prorocentraceae
Source: the annotation of a GenBank genome assembly
CUUUUUUCCAUGAAUGCCGGCGACGCCUCUCCGCCGCCGCCGCCGUUCCUUGACAGGGCGCCCACUGCGCCGCGUGGAUUGCAGCCGCGCGUCGGCAUAUCCAGAAGGAUGCGAUCUAUACAGCAGGUCUGCUAUACAGGCGUCUUCGAUACACCUAGACCGGCCCUACACCACCCCUGGCCGGGUCCAUCCUGGGCCCAAGAUCUGGUGUAUACGCCCUCCCGGCUUGGCCAAUUCCCGCGGUCCCCGCAGGCUCGGCCCGAGUGCUCGGGCAGCCCCAGAGGCGCGCUGCCACGGCGAAAGCCCGCGGCGGGACGGAACGGAACGGAACACUUUCGAUCCUGAGCAUUGGUACCAGCUUGGCAGCUCGACUACCCUGCUUCAGAAAACAUGGAAGAAUCUUCGAAUAGCUCAGGGCGCCUGCGACGGCGAAGGAGGAGGAGGAGGAGAAGGAGGACGAAGAGAGGCGGAACACGAUGACGGUGAGAGAGCUGAGGAGAAGGAGGACGCUCAAUGGGCCACGGCGGUGCAAGAGGCGGUCCCGCGCAGCGCCAUGCUGCCCGCACGUCGCCUCGCAGCCGUGGCUGUCGCGGCGCUCGUCCAGGCAAAGUGUGGAGAGGCGGAGGAGGAGGCGGAGCAUGAGGAGGAGGACGAGGGGGAGAGAAGGAGGAGGAGAGAGGAGGAGGACGCUCAAGAGGCCACGGCGGUGCAAGAGGCGGUCCCGGGGAGCGCCAGGCUGCCCGCACGUCGCCUCGCGGCCGCGGCCGUCGCGAUCGAGGAGGAACUGGAAAAGGAGCUAGCGACCGAUGCGCUGGCCCAGGCAUGCGUGGACAGGCGGAGGAGGGAUAGGGAGGAGGAGGAACACGAAUGCAAGGAGGAGGGGGGAGGUGAAACCAUGGGCCACUGCUUCCUUGCCGGAGCGGCAUGACCAAGCGCGCCGACCGCCCCGCCACGCCCUACCUGCCCGUUGGGCAGCGAGUGUGGGGCGGGCGCACAUGGCGUAGGCCUGCGCUUGGCCACUGCGCCGCAGCGGGCCGCCUCCAGCUCGGCACGCGGUGCGGCCCCGCGCGCCAGCACUGGGCGCGGCGCUUCGGGACACACCGCCUGGCAAACGGGGCCUCCAUGGCAGUGGCGGUGCUCGCCGUGGCGAUCAGUCAGCUGCUGUGGGGUUUGGGCUCAGUAGCUCGCGAUGUGAAAGAGAAAUGCAGGCACUACGAGCAGGUACAGCGGCCUGGGCCCAAGGGAGAAUCUGCGGGCAUCACGAGACUGCGCGCGUGAUGCAUGUCAGCUCUAGGUGAUACUUUGACGCGUGCUGGGCUUGCAGGGUAAUCUUCCCCCUCUGCGCUGGGCCCUCGUCCA